Molecule: messenger RNA, 2437 nt
Organism: Balaenoptera musculus (blue whale)
Lineage: Eukaryota; Metazoa; Chordata; Mammalia; Artiodactyla; Balaenopteridae
Gene: CTCFL
Product: CCCTC-binding factor like
Exons: 9
Coding region: 1-1764 (587 amino acids)
Biological process (GO): regulation of transcription by RNA polymerase II
Molecular function (GO): DNA-binding transcription factor activity; RNA polymerase II cis-regulatory region sequence-specific DNA binding
Source: RefSeq, a predicted model, not a curated record
AUGGCAGGGACCGAGAUCUCUGUCCCUCCGGAGCAGUUCACCAAAAUCAAAGAAGGAGUGUUGAUAACAGAAAAAGCCCUGGAGGAGGGAGAAGACGGGGUGUGCAGAGUGAGGGAACACCCAAGCUCUGAAGAGUUAGAGGCCGAGAGCACCCACGGGGCCCUCCAGGCCAAGAUCCCGGGGGGCAAGCUGGAGCUGGUGCUGGCCAUCCCGGAGGAGGGCGAGAAGCACAUUCUGACCCUGCAGACGGCGCACUUGACCUCCGAAGAUGCGGAGCUGCAGGACCUGGCACCACAGCACCAGGGAGAGGUGCCGGUGGUGGUGCAGCAGGCUGGUAGUGGGGUGCAGUCACUGGUGCGGCUUGGGGAGGGGUCCCAGCAGAGCCUGCACCAGUGUGUCACCAUUAGCAUCCAGGAGGAGAUGUACCCGCUGCAGGAGGUGGAGGUGAUGCAGUUUCAUGUUCUGGAGGAGAAUGUGACCGGGGCCAGUGAAGACAGUAAGUGUGCAGUGAGCCUGGCAGAAAGCUCUGGAUCUAUAAAGCUUGAGAAACGUCAGGAAGAGGAACAGCUGCUGGUUGAAGGUGGAUUCAGUGAAGAAACAGAAGGGCAGUUUUUUCUUGUGGAAGCGAGACCAGGAGAUGAAAUUGUUCUGACAAUUUCAACCUUAAAUACUGAGAAACCUGCGCUGGGUCAAGCACAUGUUGAAAAAGCCAACGCUACAAAAAGUCGAAAGAAGACAAAGGAAGUAAAACGAACCUUCCACUGUGACAUCUGCAUGUUCACCUCUUCUAGAAUUUCGAGUUUGACUCGUCAUAUGAAAACUCACACCAAUGAAAAGCCCCAUAUGUGUCACCUUUGCCUGAAAGCUUUCCGUACUGUUACUCUCCUUCGGAAUCAUAUCAACACCCACACAGGAACCAGGCCCUACAAGUGUGGUGAUUGUGACAUGGCAUUUGUCACCAGUGGAGAACUUGCCCGACACAGACGUUAUAAACACACUCACGAGAAGCCCUUUAAAUGUUCCAUGUGCAAGUAUGCUAGCGUAGAGGCAAGUAAAUUGAAGCGCCACAUCCGUUCACACACGGGCGAACGCCCCUUUCAGUGCUGUCUCUGUAGCUACGCCGGCAAAGACCCCUACAAGCUGAAACGGCACAUGAGGACGCAUUCCGGUGAGAGGCCCUACGAAUGCCACAUCUGCCGCGUGCGCUUCACCCAGAGAGGGACCAUGAAGAUUCACAUCCUGCAGAAGCACACCGAGAACGUCCCCAAGUACCAGUGCCCGCAUUGUGCCACCGUCAUUGCAAGGAAGAGUGACCUGCGUGUCCAUUUGCGCAACCUGCAUACGUACAGAGCUGCAGAGAUGAAGUGCCACUACUGUCCUGCUGUCUUCCACGUGCGCCAUGCUCUCCUUCAGCACCACAAAACUCACAAAAACGAGAAGAGGUUCAAGUGUGAACACUGCAGCUACGCCUGCAAGCAGGAACGUCAUAUGACAGUUCACAUACGUACCCACACUGGAGAGAAGCCGUUUGCCUGCCCCUCCUGCGAUAGAUGUUUCCGACAGCAGCAACUUCUAAACGUGCACUUCAAGAAAUACCACGAUACAACUUUCGUCCCGACUGUUUACAAAUGCCCCAGGUGUGGCAAAGGCUUUUCCCGCUUGAUUACCUCGAGACGUAGUGGCUUAAGACAACCAGCAUUUGUUAUGUCUCAUUUUCUGUGGGUCGGGAAGUUGGGAGUGGCUCAGCCUCUGGGUCUCUCGUGAGUUGCAGUCUGGACGUUGUCAGGGGCCGCAGUCAUUUGUUGGCUUGACUGGAGCCGGAGGCACUGCUUCCAAGAUGGCGUGCUCAACAUGGCUGUUGGCAGGAGGCUUCAGUUCCUCACUACGUGGACCUCUCCGUUGGGCUGCUCAAGUGUCCUCGUGACCAGAGCGAGAGAGAGCAAGGAGGAAGCCACAGUGUCCCCUAAUCUUAGAAGUGACACGACCCUGCUUCUGUUCAUUAGAAAUGCAUCAUAUAAUUCAGCCCAUACUCAAGGGGUGAGGGGUAAAGUCCCUUUUGAAAGAAAGCGUGCCAAAGAAUUUGUGGACAUUUUAAAGCCACCACAGAUGAUUAGCUAGAUCCCUAGAUGAUGUGUGUACUUUAUAAAAGUUUAAAAUUAUCUGAACUUGACUAUUUUUAUGGAAGAAACUAUCUUUUAGAAGAAGAUGGUAGGGUAGUUGUGUUUUUUGUGUGGGACGGUUCUGGAGUGUUAAUGCUAUUAGUUCAAAAUUUCAAACAGAAGCGGUGGCAGUGCUCCAACAAUAGUGUCAUUCGUACUGAGUUAAAAUUGUAAAGAAGCUGCCCUUUGGUGUGAGAAACAAGAAAGCAGAGAAAAGAAUAAGUCAGCCUCAUAGAAUCCUUCAGAACAUAAAGUCAGAAGUUUUGAAACUUUUCCUU